AUGAACUCUUGUUUACCGCCCGUUCAUGUCGAAGUGUGCCUGAAACCACAAAGUACUGCCAAGAGUAAAUUAAUUAAAGAGGCUGUUUUGGAACUAAUCAUAAAUAGGAGACCAAUCAUUCAAGAUGGAAUCAUUCCAAUGAUUGUUUCCGAGAGUCAGAAACUUUCCGAAAAGGAGGAAUUUCUCGUGAAGCAUGUCAAACAAAUUAAAAUUUCUGACAUGGAACAACAUCCGAUGUAUAAUGGACCUUUGUUGUACAACCAAGAUGGACAAUUUUCAAUUCAUGUCUUCAAAGCAACGGAUGAAGAACCCAUUGAAGAAACAACAGAUGACAAUGGAGCAGAAAAUGAAGAAAUUACUGCAUGUAAACAAUGGUCCCUUCCCAAUGAUUCAUUUGAUGGCCUUUGGGAAAGUCUAAUUUUUGAUAAUCAUGUCAAGUACAACUUGUUGGAAUAUGCCUCAACGACCAUGCGAUUUUCUGAUUUGGGAGUCGAUCAAAAUUUAAUUAGUUGGAAUCGAGUUGCCUUGCUCUAUGGUCCUCCUGGAACUGGUAAAACCUCAUUGUGUAAAGGCCUUGCACAAAAACUUUCCAUACGAAUGUCACACAGAUAUCCAUCAGGAGGUAUAUUAAUUGAAAUCAAUGCUCACAGUUUAUUUUCCAAGUGGUUCAGCGAGAGCGGAAAACUAGUCAUGAAACUCUUUAAGAAAAUAUUCGAAAUUGUAGAGGAUGAAGAAUCAUUUGUUUGCGUUCUCAUUGACGAGGUGGAAUCUUUAACUGCAGCUCGAAAAAGUGCUCUCUCUGGCUCUGAACCUUCUGACAGCAUUCGAGUAGUGAAUGCACUCCUCACUCAAUUAGAUCAUUUGAAACGCUACAAAAAUGUACUCAUUUUGACAACUUCGAAUAUUACUGAAGCCAUAGAUUUGGCAUUUGUAGAUAGAGCUGACAUCAAACAAUAUAUUGGUCCUCCUUCCGUUCAAGGAAGAUAUUCCAUCCUAAGAUCAUGCCUCAUGGAGUUGAUGCGUGUGUCUGUCAUUUCACCAUCAAUAGCAAUACCGAAAUGGAAUGAUAAAGAUGCUCCAGAGAAUAGCUAUGCUCUCAAACUAAAGCAAAUUUCCGAAUUUUGUGAGGAGGGAAUCAGUGGCAGAUCGCUUCGAAAGCUUCCCCUCUUGUCACAUGCCUUUUAUUUGAAUCACAUUUCUAAUUCAGUGACUUUGGAACAAUAUUUGUUGGCCAUUGAGACUGCCUUGAAAAACAAAGUGUUGCAAUUGAGUGGCCAAGAUGCUAGGUGA
Molecule: messenger RNA, 1290 nt
Organism: Naegleria fowleri
Lineage: Eukaryota; Heterolobosea; Eutetramitea; Acrasida; Naegleriidae
Exons: 3
Coding region: 1-1290 (429 amino acids)
Biological process (GO): reciprocal meiotic recombination; meiotic recombination checkpoint signaling
Cellular component (GO): nucleus; chromosome
Molecular function (GO): ATP hydrolysis activity; ATP binding
Source: RefSeq, a predicted model, not a curated record